Molecule: messenger RNA, 6074 nt
Organism: Clupea harengus (Atlantic herring)
Lineage: Eukaryota; Metazoa; Chordata; Actinopteri; Clupeiformes; Clupeidae
Gene: wwc1
Product: WW and C2 domain containing 1
Biological process (GO): negative regulation of organ growth; cell migration; regulation of hippo signaling
Cellular component (GO): cytoplasm
Molecular function (GO): molecular adaptor activity; kinase binding
Source: RefSeq, a predicted model, not a curated record
GCUUGUAGUUCUUUUUACAUAAACGACAGACAGGCUAUUAUCAGAAACUGCCUGGAGGGUCAUAGGCCAGGGGGCCAAGAGACUGGUUGCAUUUACUACGAGCACUACGGUCAUCACCUGUUUGACGUAAUUGAUCCAGCAGCAUCGCGACUGAGCCGGAGUACAUGGAAACUACGAGGACUUAAAGGAAACCCCUACACCAAAGGACUUACCCGUUCACUAACUUGUUGUGGAAUUAAUCGAGGGAUUAUUGUGAAAAGAAGAACUCCUGGGGAUGGUGUUUAUAGACGCUACGUGAUUUUUGAAGCAAUUCUUUUGAGAGAAUCUUAGAAUGUUGUGGAGCUAGCGCGCUAGCCCUGAUGUCGUCUGCUAAACAUGGUGGCCAAACAGUGGACGAAAAUCUAGAGAGGGUUUUUAAAUAUUCAAGAAACGUUGUUGUCACUGGUGGAAUUGUUGAUAUGGGUUGCGUUGAUUCUUCUCAUUGCGAUAUAUUUAUGGGUUCUUGCUACGCUAAAAUUAAGUUAAUUCAUGUUAUAAAGCAUUAGCUAACGAGUGCAAGCUCGUGCAAACGCCGCUUUAAAAGUUACUGCUAAGUUUGCCCAUCGUUGAUGACUGAACUAACAGUAGCCCACGUUUGCUUUUGGAUACGUUCAGUAUCCGUCAAAUCGAACUGUAGUGUUUUCACAUCCUCUCGCAACAGUGUUUCAUAUGUCAUCGUUUGCAACAUUGUACAAUUCGACUAGUGGUGAUGCGUCGAUGUGUCUGAGGUAGCCUAGCCUGAUACUGGAGCAAAGCGCAGGUGCACAGGAAAAGUUACAAUGGAAACUGUUCCGUUAUUAAUGGUGUCUUCAGAUGGGAAAUCACUUGAUACAUUUGAUCAAAUCAUAUCACAGAGAACAUGCAACGUGUAGUAUCUUUAAGAAAGGAAAAGGGGCUAACUGUAAGCCUGCAUGGACUGCUAUGAAUGAAUGCGUUGUAAAUCAAACCCCUCAUCUGCUCAUAAACUAAUUCAUGGCACUGACGACUUCAACGCUGUUUUUCGACAUCUGCAUCAGAUUCAUCACAAAACAAGAGAUCGUUGGACUUCCACUUACUCUAAAAAAGGUCCAGAGGAAAUUACAUGGAGACUAGUUUGACAUGCCAAGGAAGGAGUUACCGUUGCCGGAGGGUUGGGAAGAGGCCCGAGACUUCGACGGGAAGGUCUACUACAUUGAUCACAUCAAUCAAGCGACAAGCUGGAUCGACCCAAGAGACAGGCAAACCAAGCCUCUGACGUUCGCCGACUGCAUUGGUGAUGAGCUGCCGGUGGGAUGGGAGGAGGUGUACGACCCUCACGUGGGGGCCUACUACGUGGACCACAACACCAAGAGCACCCAGCUGGAGGACCCGCGGGUGCAGUGGCAGCUGGAGCAGCAGCGCAUGCUGGAGGACUACCUGCAGGUGGCGCAAGAGGCCCUGAGUGCCCAGAGAGAGAUCUACCAGGUGAAGGAGCAGCGCCUGGAGCUAGCCCAGCAGGACUACCAGCAGCUCCACCAGUCCUGGAGAGACAAGUCCACCUCUCAGACCAGCCUAAAUUCCAGAUCUUCCUCCAGCAGCAAGUAUGACCCAGAAAUCCUCAAAGCGGAGAUAGUGACGGCGAAGAGUAGGGUGAAUAAGUUGAAGAGGGACCUGGCGUUCAUGAGGCAGGAGCUCCAGUAUAAGGAGCAGGGCUAUGAGACGCUUAAGGAAAUCAACAGCAAGGUGUCCAGCACCUCUUAUGACUUCAAGCCGCAGGAGGCGCAGGCCAUCCUCAAGGAGGUGAAGAGCAUCAGGGAGGCCAUCAGUUCCGGGGAGAAGGAGAAGCAGGAGCUCAUGCAGAAACUAGCUGCAUUAAAAGAUGGCUUCCAGCUGGAGUCGGGCUCCCAGUCUGACCUGUGGGCCAGCUGCACGUCACUGGCCAACUCCAACCUGUCAAUCCCACCCAUCUACUCUGACGCCCAAUCCCAGACAGACAUCCCUGCUGAGUUUGUAUCAAACACUAAUAAGCUGGCUGAGAAGGUGCGACUGAGCCUGAAAUAUGAGGAAGCCAAGAGGAGGAUGGCGACCAUCGAGGUCCAGAUAGCGAAGCUGGACAGCGAGGCGUGGCCGGGCCUGUUGGACCCGGAGCGGGACCGCCUGAUUCUGAUCAGCGAGAAGGAGGAGCUGCUGAAGGAGCUGCAGUACGUGCGGCGCGCUCCGCACGCGCCCAGCGACGCCCAGAGGCUGGAGACGGAGAGGAAGCGCCUGGAGAGAGACCUGCAGGCCGCACGCAGCAACCAGAGCAAGGCCCUGACGGAGAGGUUAAAACUACACUGCAAGAGGAACAAGCUGGUGAAGGAGCUGGAGGAGACGGUGCGCUUGGCCUCCUCACUACACACUCAGCUGAAGAGUCUCUCAGAGAGUACUCUGUCGUGUUCGUCGGGCAGCAGCCGUGGUUCCCUGGCGUCCAGUCGUGGUUCCUUGGCAACCACCUCCAGCCUCGGCUCCGCCUCCUCACUCAGCUACACGGACAUCUACCUGGAACAGCCGGAACUUUCCGACCCGGACUUCCAGAGCAAACUGGAGCAGCUGCUGGCCGAGGUCACCGCCGGUACCUCCUCCACUCCCGGGUCCAGCUUCCGGCCGUCCGGCUCCAUCACCACCAUCCACGAGAAUGAGGUGUCGGAGGCGGGCCCUGGGGUGAUUGGCGGGCCGGUGGUGGGGCCGGGGUCAUCAGGGGCGGGGCUGGCGUGGCGAGCACAGGGGCUGCGCGUGUCGGAGACGCCGCGCUCCAUGACCUCGCUCUCGCCGCGCUCCUCGCUGUCGUCUCUCUCGCCGCCCUGCUCGCCGCUGGUCACCGACGCCUCCUUCCUGUCCGGCGAGGUGUUCGGCUCCUCCGUCUCUGGCCCGGCCCACACGCCCCUGGGUCUGGACGCCGAGCUGCAGAGCCGUCUGUCUGAGCUGAGGCUGCUGGACAAGACAGAGGAGACGGAAGACGCCGCGGACACGGAGACGCAGGAGGAGCCCAGGGUGGACGCCACAGCCAUCAGUGCAGACACGGCCAAAGAGGAUAUAGCUCAGUCCAAGGGGACGGGUCUGGGGACCAAGAAGGCGGGUGUGACCUCAGCGGUGUCUGACGAAUCAGUGGCAGGAGACAGCGGUGUCUACGAGCCCUCUGACAAGAGGCCGGGUCUUCCUGCAGAUCUGCUGAGCUACGAGGAGAGCGUGUCCACCGGCUGCUCCCAGAUCAGUUUGGGGCUGAAGUACGAGGCCAAGGAGCAGCGCUUCACCGUCUUCCUCCUGCAGCUGGCCAACUGCACCACCCUCCCUCUGUCUGCUGACCAGAACCUGUACAUACGUGUGGCUGUACUUCCUUGCUCUGAAGCCACUCGCUGUCUUUUCCGCACCUCUGGAGUCGUCCCUCAGGACACCGUCCAGCUCAACGAGGUCUUCGGCAUGCACAUGGCCCACAGUGCAUUGCGGCAGAAGACGCUCCGUGUGGAUGUCUGUGUCACCAGUAGCUCUGGCAGGGAACAGUGUCUGGCUGGGGCCCAGAUCAGUCUGGCGGACGUGAGCUCCUGCGGGGAGAAACAGGUGAAGUGGUACAACCUGCUAAGCCACGCCCACAUGCCCAGCGUGGACCGGAAACACACCCACCCACCUGAGGAGCACACAGCGUCAGACACACAGCAGACAGCACUGCCUAAUACUCCACAGAGACCAGCUACUGCCCAGCAAGGCUGGCCUGUGACGGAUGGCUUUGAGGAUGAGGAAAACAGUGACGCAGAGGGGGAGAGCUUCUAUCCUGACAGCGGCCAAUGGGAGGUUGAGGAGGAGGAAGAGGCGGCAACAGCUCCCACACCCACACCUGCACGGCCGCCCCCCACCAUAGCAGAGAAGGUGAAUAAGGAGACCAGUAUGGAUGGUAUGCGCCACUCGUCCUCCUCGGUGGUUCGGCCCAAAGAGAGGCGACAGGAGCUGCAGCAGCAGAACCCCUUCGUCCGGGGAAACACCAUCAUCCGAUCCAAAACCUUCUCACCCGGACCACAGAGCCAGUACAUCUGCCGGAUUAACCGCAGUGACAGUGACAGCUCCACACUGUCUAAGAAAUCUCCCUUUGUGAGGAACGCUUCAGAGAGGCGCAGUGUCCGCAUGAAGAAGCCCCCCCUGGUGGCACGGGGUCUGGAGAACACGCCUCUGGACCUGGAGAUGGACCUGCAGGUGGUGCGCACGCGUCACAGCCGCCUGGACGAGGAGCUGCGUGUGCUGCGGGAGCUCAAGGAGCAGCUGGAGGCGGCCAGGCAGCAGGGCCAGCACCAACUACCCGACUGGGUCCAGCAGGACGAGAGGUUCCAGAUACUGCUCAAAACGGCAGAGAGACAGACUAAGGAGGAGGUGCAGCAAGAGCAGCGUGUUGAGAGGAUGAUGCGCGUGGCUGCCAAGGACGUGCACAAGCUCCGUGGCCAGAGCAGGAAAGAAACGCCCGAGGUGCAGACCUUCAGAGAGAAGAUGGCGUUUUUCACGCGGGCGAAGAUAAACGUCCCCGACCUGCCAGCCGACGAUGUGUAGACGGAGCGCCCAAAUAUUCCCCGAGUCCUCCCUGCUGUUUCCAUGGAAACGCUAGCCGACCUCUGGUGGUGUUAUGAAGAACUGGAGAGAUGACGUACGUGAAGCUGGAAACAAAUCAUCUCUCUCCUGUAGCUCGCAGACUUGCAAAUCCAAAUAGGUUCUUUUUUUUUUUUAAGUCAGUAACAAGAUUUUUUUUUACAGUGUGUAGAAUUGUUCUCUGUUACUAAUGCGUGUAUAUUUUGGUAUCUGUCAUAGGGUUAUGUUGUAUUAGGACACACACACACACACACCAGUAAUACGAUAUGUGAUAUGUAGGAACAAGUACUGCUCAGAGCCACUGGGCAGGACCACUUACACACACACACACACACACACACACACACACGAUGUGAAGCACAGACACACAAGGUACUUGGACACUGCUCACCGUUCAGUUAGCACAAGAGUGGCUUUCUUUAUUUCUCUCUCCUCUCUCUCAGCUAGCCUGAGCACACUCACCGUGUUCAACCGGAGCCGUCGCUAGCGGUAACCGCGUCCGUAUCAGAGCCGGCCCCAGGCUGGCCCACAGGCAACAGCUCCGCCGGGUGUUCCCUGAGACCCCUCUGAUACUGUAUCUGACAAUGACAUUCACGUGUAUAGUCAUGGGGUUUUUGGGGUGACCUUUGACACUUGACCUCUUGACCCCUGCACUCUCUCGCCCUGGGUAUCCAUUAGUAGCAUCCACUAGACUGCACUUGCUCUCACUCAUUCUCAGGUAGAAUAUGGGAUAGUUCAUGCACUUUAAAAUAGGAUUCCACAGAGAGAGAGAGAGAGAGAGAGAAAGAGGGAGGGAGAGAGAGAAAAGAAAGAGAGAGAGAAAGAAGGGGGGCAGGUUGAGAGUGUGGACAUCAUUAUUAUUGAACUCUAUGAGAAAUAGGACCCUGGUAAGCCAACUUCUGUGAACUUUGAUAUAUCUUUCAGCUGGUUAAUUAGAUCCUUCGUUUCUCCCCCUCCUAAUGAGGAGGUGCUUCACAUACUCCAGAAUGAAAUCUUUGAGAAGAUCCAGCAAGAGUGCGUGUGUGUGUGUGUGUCCAGCAAUAAUUCCAAGCACCUGCAGCUCAGUUUUUUUCUUUUUUCCUUGUUGGUGGUGUUUCUUGAAAUCCUGCUUCUGUAUGGAACACAGCACACACCCCCCCCCCCCCCCUCCCCACACACACACACACACACACACACACACACACACACACACACACUACAGUGCUGAGUGAAGUCCCGCUGUAUCUUGGUGGGUGUGUAAAGUGGUCACUGCAUUGUGAUGUGUGAUGUUUCUCAGCACAAGGCCACAGCUGUGGAACAGCUAACAUUAUGGUUAUAGUAUAUAGAAGACUAUAGAAGACUAAUGCAGCACUUGCCACAAGCUGAUUCUGAAACACUUCAGGUGUGUGUGUGUUGUGUCUGACUGUCUAUGUAUCUUUAAGAAAUAGCAUAGUUUUCCUGUGUGUGUGUGUGAGUGUGAGUGUGAGUGUGUG